CGGUGAAAAUAUGUGAUCGGACGUUACGAAAGUCCAGCUAUAAGUGUUGGAGAGGGGAGUAGAGGCUUUAUCUGCUCGAUGGGUUGAUAAGAACUCGGAAAGCGACAGGAGUUAGAAAAAUUUAAUCUUUGGUCAGAUUAGAGGCGAGCCAGUUGCAGCGUGCCGUGAAUCGUGCGGCAUGAAUAGUGUACUUCUGACCGUUACUUGCGGGUUGAAUUUCGUCACAGUUUAAUAGUCCAGAACUCGGAAUAAUCGCAUAAUGGUGAAGUACCACCCGCUGUUUCAAAAGCCGCAGGUUACCGCCUGGGCCUGCAUCUCCCGGCGUUUGAAAUUCAUCUUUUUCUAUGGGCUGUUUGUCGGACUGAUUGGACUGGUGAUUCACGUAGCCAAGAGAAACAGCAGCCUGUCGAGCAUCUACAACCUGCAAUCAUCCUUGGGCGACAUGCUGGAUUUGGAAAUGAGAUACCUGCCGAAAACAAACGGGUCGACCGGAUGGAAGCAAACGUCGGUUAAAGAGGGACACAUAUAUUCCGCCUACCUCGACACAAGACCAGAGCAAAUUUUGCAAGAGUCACACGAGGGAAUCGGAAACGAGACGACAUGGGCGAUGGUCAGAAUCAUCGCGAUACUACCGAGGUACAAUCCACCGGUGACUUGCGUCUACAAGUACCGAGGUAAACAGACCGAGGAUGGCGAGACGUUUGUGAUAAAGAAAAAAAAGGCGACUCGGACGAAGCCAGUAGCCAUAUCCGAGGGUUUCAACAUGUACUACAGCGCCUUCUUCGUACUCUGCGAUCUGACAAUGUCGGCGAAAAUGGACUACGAGGAGUAUUACUCCAAGCAGCAUCUGCCCUACGAGAUAACUAUCGCUCCCGGCAAUAUUACGGACUCCUACGAGCCGAAAAAUGAUUCGUUCGUACCGAUUUUCUAUCCAGAAAACGGCAUAUCGAUGGCGGAGUUCUCCACCAACUUCAUGGCUGUGUGCGUUCCCGUAUUGCACCACAACUUCGACAGGGUUACGAACCUGGUGGAGUUCGUUGAAUUUUAUCGAAUGAUGGGCGUCGGUCACUUCACCUUCUACAAUCGGUCGAUCUCAUCGAGGGUAGGAAAAGUGCUCGAACACUACAGAGACAACGGCGUGGCGACGAUUCUACCCUGGGAUCUACCACCCUACUUCAUAUUCGAGAAAAAUCUCAGAGUCGACGGUAUAUUCGCGGCCCUCAACGACUGCCUCUACAGAAGCUCGUUCCACAAAAGUUACAUGUACGUGGCCAGCGUCGACAUCGACGAGUUCAUCGUGCCCAGAAAACACAAGGACUAUCUGGACAUGAUGCAGUACCUCGAUCCAAUCGGUCCCCAUUUGCCCCUCAACGACCAGGCCUCCUUCUUAUUCAGAAACAUGUUUUUCUACCUGAUGUUCGACGACGAUCCCGUGACGCUGGCGCCAGAAAUACCGAAGCUGUACACCCAGUCGAAGACGACGAGGACGAUGUUUGCAAACCCCGGAAGAGAACGGAGCAAGUACAUCGUCCGGAGUAGACAGACAGUCGAGCUGGGAAACCAUCACACUUGGGAACUGAGGAAAACAGCCUCGGCAUUCAACAAACGGUACAAGGAAGUCACCGUCGACGUGCAGGUCGCAGCCUCACAACACUACCGAAGCUGCGAGACGAACAUCGAAACGUGCUGGUUGAGGCAAACCGUGAAAGACACUUCAGCCCACAAAUUCACAGCGGCACUUGGGGAACGAGUUUCCAAAGCGUGUAAGGGGAUUUUCGAGAAUGGCUGUCCGGAGGACGUCGCAAACCAGCGACCGGACCGAGACGCCGCGAAGGUUCAAGUGGCCGAUAAGGAGAAAGAAGCGGAUAAGAAGGAGUCGAGUGCUCAUGGUGAAGUGACAAAUUCCAGUGAUUUAAACCGUGAGGAAAAGGGCAGGUGAAAAUGGACCAAACAGAGUGUCUUUUGCACUCAGAAUUCACGAUAUAGUGUUGAUGAAAAUUGUACAUUCGAAAUCGGAUAAGCUGCUGUUACCUCUGUCAUCUUCUGAUUGCGAUCGGUUUAUUGGACGUUUUAGUAAUAUAUUUCUAACCGCGUUUCGAAUCAACAACGAACACGAUAUGUUUCGCCGUAUAAUCUCGCCUCAAUGACGUUUAUUUUACGAGGACAAUAUUUUUUUGGCACCUAUAUAUAUAUGUGUGUGUGUGUGUGUGUGUGUGUGUAACAUAUAGUUAUUAUUCGAAGAUGUAAUUAGGUACGAACUCCGCGAACGAACUGAAGGAGUUGGAACCAUCGUUUGAACGAACUUGUAAAUAUACAAUGAAAAUCGA
Molecule: messenger RNA, 2327 nt
Organism: Neodiprion fabricii
Lineage: Eukaryota; Metazoa; Arthropoda; Insecta; Hymenoptera; Diprionidae
Exons: 5
Coding region: 260-1939 (559 amino acids)
Source: RefSeq, a predicted model, not a curated record